CUAUGGGGGCGGGGCCGGCUUCAGGAAACGGCUCACAUUCCCGGUGUCGCUCGGUGUCAGGGCCGCAGCUGACCGCCUGCUCCUCCUCCUCCCCGGGUCACGGGCGGCAGAUGGCGGCUCAGGGGACCGCCGGCGACAUGCGGGGCUGCUGCAGGUAGUGGGUCCGGAGCCGUCAUGGCGGAGCACCUGGAGCUGCUGGCGGAGAUGCCGGCCGUCAGCCGGAUGAGCACGCAGGAGCGGCUGAAGCAUGCGCAGAAGAGACGGGCGCAGCAGCUGAAGAAGUGGGCGCAGGGCGAGAAGGAGGCGCCCGGCAGGAAGGGGCGCCCGAAGAAAGCGGGGAGCAGGGAACCUCGGAGGGUGGGCUUCCCCCACAAUGUCACCCUGCUGGAGGCGGCGACCCGCAGCGACGCCGAGGAAGUCCGUCAGUUACUGCAGAGCGGAUACAGCGCCAACCUGUGCAACGAGGACGGCCUGACGGCUCUGCACCAGUGCUGCAUCGAUGACUAUGAGGAGAUUGUCCGGAUGCUGGUAGACGCCGGCGCCGAUGUGAACGCCUGUGACAGUGAACUGUGGACCCCGCUGCACGCCGCCGCCACCUGCGGACACCUGCACCUGGUGGAGCUGCUCAUCAAACAUGGCGCCAACCUCCUGGCCGUGAACUCUGACGGGAACAUGCCCUAUGACCUCUGCGAGGACGACGUUACCCUGGACCACAUAGAGACCGUCAUGGCCGAGCAGGGAAUCACCCAGGAAAAGAUUGAGGCGGCGCGGGCGGCCACGGAGAUGAGCAUGGUGUCCGAUAUCAGGCAGCUGCUGGAGUCCGGGUCAGAGGUCAACGCUCAGGACCAGUCCGGCACCAGCUUGUUGCACAUUGCGGCAGCCAAUGGUUACGCGGCGGCAGCGGAGCUUCUGUUGGAUCACAAGGCCUCGGUGAACGCCCGGGACAGUGACGGCUGGGAGCCGCUCCAUGCUGCGGCCUGCUGGGGACAGAUCCAGCUGGUGGAGCAGCUUGUGGCUCAUGGCGCCGACCUGAACUCCAAGUCUUUUCUGGACGAGACACCACUGGACGUGUGCGGUGACGAGGAGGUCCGCGCCAAGAUCCUGGAGCUCAAACACAAGCACGACGCCAUCAAGAAGUCACAGGACAAGCACAAGAGCGCCCUCCAGAGGAGAACGUCCAGCGCGGGCAGCCGGGGGAAGGUGGUCCGCCGGGUGAGCGUCACCGAGCGCACCAACCUCUACCGCCGAGAGCACCAGAAGGAGGCCAUGGUGUGGCAGCAGCGCGGAGCCCGGGAGAGCGAGGCGCAGGACGAGGAGGAGCCGGCAACUGCCGAGAUCCGCCAACAGCAGGAGCCUGGAUCGGCCCCCCAGAAAGCUGAAGCUAUUGAAAGUGAAGACAAUCAGAAGAAUGGCGCUCCACUGGAGGCCUCUGUCCCUGCUCCUGCGUCACAGCGGAACGGCAGCGCGCGAUCAGCCCAUAAGCACACGUUCUCCAAGCGCCUGGACCGCAGCGUUUCUUACCAGCUGGCCACCCAAGCGGAGCUGUGUCCAGACCUGAGUCAUGAACGCUCUCACCACACACUGGCCGAGCUAAAACGACAGCGAGCAGCGGCCAAGCUGCAGAGACACGCCCCACCGCCGCCCAGCACGGGGCCCCCAGCACAGGAACCAAGCACUACAGAAGUAACAUCUCCUAACUCAGUUUAUUACACGAAUGCCAGCGGGGAGCCGCCAUUGCUAAAGCUCAUCGCCCCCGCAGAGGACGCCUCCCCAGCCGAGAAGAGACCCUGCUGUGGGGUCAUGUGACUCAAAGACCGCACUACAGAAAAAACACUUUUAUAGCAAUAUUCCGCGGGCCCCAUGCCCCGACCAGAGAGCCUAUUUUUAUACGGUGGUUUCGGGGACCCGUACUCAGCGCCAGCUGGGUCUUCCCUCCAGAUUUUUUCCUUUUAAGAUAUAUAUUUUUAUCUAGAGUGUUUCUAUAAUUUAAUGGUGCCUUGGGGGCGGGGAAGCUCUUCUCAUCACACCCUGACAGUAACCCCGCCCCUGAGGUGUUGCACAGGCUGGGAUUAACCCUCCACAGUCCUGAUUGACUGCUGUGACCCUACAUUGUCCCUCUGCACUACAACUCUAAUAUCCGCACACUACAACACCAGCCAGGCGCACUGUGGCUGGAGGGACCAUAGCAACCAGCCCAGCGCUCGACGAUGCCGCUGUCUCCGCGGUCACUUGUUAGCGCCAGCUGCUCAUUGGGGGAUGGCUGCAGACCAUUACCGGCCCUCGCUUCGCCGUUAGUUGUGUUCUCUGCACGCUCUGACAAUCGUGAAUACACUAUAUUUUUAUAUUUAUCGUCAUCAGCGAUUCCGUGCCCCAGGCGCGCUUAUAACGACAGGUUCAUCCGUAUUUUCACCAGCAGCACGUGGAGGUUUGCAGAAAUCUUCACACCCCUUCGGAUGGCCCUCCCCUCUCAGUUGAUGCCCUCUGUCCUAGCGUCACACAAUCGCGCCCCAUCACAGUGUUAGACAUGGGCGAUAUUGGAGGAGUCAGCGAAAUCCCAUUCUGUUACACGGAAGUUUCAUCGUGUUUGUCUGCGAGUGCGUUCAGUGCGUGAACAAAAACGGAAGAAUAAUCCUCAGCAUUCCGAGCAACCAUCAGUGAAAAACGCAUUGCGUCUGGACAAAAAACUCGCUCUUGUAAAAGCGGCCUCUUAGACUCGCAAUUAAAGGGCCCAUCAUCGGUAGGUGACGCGGUCGGCCGCGGUAGAUCAGUGCUCGUCCGCAGCGUCUGAUCAGGUCUCUGGAAAUCUAGAAAGAGGCUUUUUAUAAUAUACUAAUUACUCCGAGGUGCAAUGAAGGCGGUGCUAUUGCACCCCCUGUUUGCUAGGCCGUGCCCCGAAUAUUCACGUGGUAGCGCCUUUGGCACAUGCGCAGUAAAGGGUGGAGAUUGCACAUCUGCCAAACCUGCUCAGGGCCAGUCCGUCUGUCACAGCGGUGGGGGUGCUGCCUCUGGGUGCAAUGUCACCACCCUUGUUGCACUUAAGGGGUAAUUUGCAUAUUAGAGUAUUAUUUCUGAAGCUAGUGGACACGUAUGGAGAUACCAGCGACAACCCAUGUACAGCGGCCGACCGCGUCACCGAGGCGUAAGUGACGACACAGGCCACUUAAAGGGGUUCUCUGUAUAAAUGGAUUUGUACAGCGGUGUCCGUUCAGCGGAGCCUCCUGGCUCUUGCCACAGCCUUAGGCCCCAUUCAUACAACCGUAUUUUUGGUCGGCGUCCGAUCCGCAGUUUCUGUAUUUCAAUGGGGCACCUGAUGCAUUCUCUGCAUCCGUAUGUCCGAUUGUCUGUUCUGCGGACAAGGAUGGGCGUUGUUAUAAUGGAUCCGUAAAAAAAAUAGGAUGCAACUUGGACGUCAUCCACAUUUUUUACGGACUGCAAAAUACAUGCGGUCGU
Molecule: messenger RNA, 3450 nt
Organism: Bufo bufo (common toad)
Lineage: Eukaryota; Metazoa; Chordata; Amphibia; Anura; Bufonidae
Gene: PPP1R16A
Product: protein phosphatase 1 regulatory subunit 16A
Exons: 10
Coding region: 175-1806 (543 amino acids)
Cellular component (GO): cytoplasm
Molecular function (GO): enzyme inhibitor activity; protein binding; phosphatase regulator activity
Source: RefSeq, a predicted model, not a curated record